Molecule: messenger RNA, 374 nt
Organism: Diversispora eburnea
Lineage: Eukaryota; Fungi; Glomeromycota; Glomeromycetes; Diversisporales; Diversisporaceae
Source: the annotation of a GenBank genome assembly
UGACAAACAAAAAAAAGAAAUAUGUGAACUUGCUAAAAAAAAUCCAUUAUAUAAACAACAACAAGUAGCAGAAGAAUUUAUGGAACGUUAUCCAAACUUGAAGAUUGAUCAUUCGACUGUGUCAAAAAUAUUAAAGAGAGCCAAUGAAUACCAAUUUCAGGAUGAUGUCGCUGAAACAACUUUUCGUCAUCGUCCUGUGAAGUAUCCAAUAUUAGAACUUGCCAUGAAUAUGUGGAUAGAACGGGUCACGACCGAAGGAAUGAUUAUUUCGGAUUCGUUAGUAAAGGAAAAAGCCUGCCAAUUUGCACAAGCAUUUGCUAUAUCUGAAGGGUCACUUACAUUUUCAAAUGGGUGGACUACUAAAUUUAAGAAAC